GCCGUUACGUUGCCCUUUAAACAAAACCAACGUUUUACACCAACAGCCACCUCCUCUGAUGGAAUCGGAAUCGGAGCCCUCGCCACCGCCACCACCCUCCUUCUCCGACGCCGACGAUCCUCCGCCGUCGCAUUCGCCGGAGCUACCGGAGGUCAUCGCCCUCAGCCCCCUCCUCCCCGCCUUCGACGCCGCCCUCUCCGCGCGCUUCCGCCUCCUCAAACCCUCGCCGCUCCCCCUCUCCUCGCCCAUCUCCUCCGCCGCCUCCGCCGCCCUCGUCCGCGCCCCCACCCGCGUCGACGCCGCCCUCCUCGACCUCGUCCCCUCCCUCCGCCUCGUCGUCACCACCAGCGCCGGCCUCGACCACUUCGACCUCCCCGAGUGCGCCCGCCGCGGCGUCGCCGUCGCCAGCGCCGGCCACGUCUUCUCCCCCGACGUCGCCGACUACGCCGUCGCCCUCCUCCUCGACGUCCUCCGCCGCAUCUCCGCCUCGGGCCGCUACCUCCGCCGCGGCGAGUGGCCUCUCCGCGGGGACUACCCCCUCGGAUCUAAGCUCGGGGGAAAGCGAGUAGGGAUUGUUGGGUUGGGAAGCAUUGGGUCAUUGAUCGCGAAAAGGCUCGAAGUUUUCGGCUGUAUCAUCUCAUAUAACUCAAGGAAAGCGAAGCCAUCCGUCUCAUAUAAAUUCUUCCCUACUGUUUAUGAUCUCGCAACCGAAUGUGAUGUUCUAAUUCUUUCCUGUGCAUUUACCAACGAAACGCGCCAUAUAGUUAACAAGGAUGUCAUGCAUGCAUUAGGAAAGGAUGGUGUAAUUAUAAACAUCGCUCGGGGAGGUCUUAUUGAUGAAGAAGAAUUAGUCAAGUGUUUGAUGCAAGGAGAGAUCAAGGGGGCCGGUCUAGAUGUCUUCGAGAACGAGCCCUCCGUGCCAAACAAGCUUUUCACUAUGGAUAAUGUCGUUCUGUCGCCUCAUCUAGCUGCUUUUACUACAGAAUCGUCAUCGGAUUUGCUUGAACUAAUUAUAGCGAACUUCGAGGCUUUCUUCUCAAACAAGCCUUUGAUUACUCCAGUUUCAAUGUAAGUUGUGUGUGCUGUUUACAGAGAAAAAACCCAUAGAUUAUAUUUCUCUCGAGUUAUUACAUUUUUAUCUCUCUAGUUACUACAUAUUUAGUGUGUGGUACUUUCUUUUUCCUCUAAAAUUCGGUAGAAUAUGAAAGUGGUUACAAAAGAUCGUAAUUUGUAUAUAGCAUGCAUGAUGCGUGUAUGCAUAUUCGCACUCCGCACUUCACAUGAAGGAACUUACCAUCCUUUUAGAAUAUGUGGGUUGUUUUUGGUAAAUUUGUUUGCUCUCUUAAUCUGAACACUGAUGAAGUUGGAUGUACGAACCCUCUCAAUAAUAGUUUUUGCGAUGUUAAUAUUACCGCCGCUCA
Molecule: messenger RNA, 1421 nt
Organism: Ananas comosus (pineapple)
Lineage: Eukaryota; Viridiplantae; Streptophyta; Magnoliopsida; Poales; Bromeliaceae
Product: glyoxylate/hydroxypyruvate reductase HPR3-like
Exons: 2
Coding region: 59-1072 (337 amino acids)
Cellular component (GO): cytosol
Molecular function (GO): glyoxylate reductase (NADPH) activity; hydroxypyruvate reductase [NAD(P)H] activity; NAD binding
Source: RefSeq, a predicted model, not a curated record